CCUUCCUAUGUCUUUUCCCUUCCCCGCUCUGUCUUUUUCUUUCUUCACCCCUGCCUUUUCCCUUCCCCAGCUGUCUUUUCCCUUCCCAGACCUGUCUUUUCCCUUUCCCGUUGCUUUUCCCCACCCACCCUGUCUCUUUUAGCCCCAGCCCUGUCUCUAACCGCCGCAGCCCCAGCCCCAGCCCCAGCCCCGUCUCUUCCCAAGCUCCGUCUCUUCCCGCCUUAGUCUGGGCUCCACAGACCCCAGCUCUUGCUUCCAGACCCAACCCUAGUAUGUGGAUCCGGGACCCCAGAGGAUUGUCGAGGAUCUUCUUCCUUCUUCUCUCAAGGGCCCUGACCGAAGUCUGGGCGGGCCUCCACUCCCUGAGGUACGUCUACACUGCUGUAUCCCGGCCCGGCGGGGAGCCCCGCUUCACUGCAGUCGGCUACGUGGACGACACGCAGUUCGUGCGCUUCGACAGCGACUCGGCGAGUCCGAAGGCCGAGCCGCGGGCGCAGUGGGUGGAGCAGGAGGGACCCGAGCACUGGGAGCGGGAGACGCGGAUCUACAAGGUCACCGCGCAAAAUUUCCGCGUCAGCCUAAACACUCUGCGCGGCUACUACAACCAGAGCGAGGCAGGCUCUCACACCUACCAGUGGUUGUGCGGCUGCGACGUGGGCUCAGACGGGCGCCUCCUGCGCGGCUACAGUCAGUUCGCCUACGACGGCGCCGACUACAUCGCCCUGAACGAGGACCUGCGCUCCUGGACCGCGGCGGACACGCCGGCUCAGAUGACCCAGAGCAAGUGGGAGAGGGGCUCGGUGGCAGCAGAAAACAGAUUCUACCUGGAUGGGGAGUGCGUUGAAGGGCUCAGCCGAUACCUGGAGGAGGGGAAGGAGACGCUGCUGCGUGCAGAAGCCCCCAGAAGUCACAUCACCCACCACCCCUUCUCUGACCGGGAGGUCACCCUGAGGUGCUGGGCCCUGGGCUUCUACCCUGCCGAGAUCACCCUGACCUGGCAGCGUGAUGGGGAGGACCUGACCCAGCACACAGAGCUGGUGGAGACCAGGCCUUCAGGGGAUGGAACCUUCCAGAAGUGGGCGGCUGUGGUCGUGCCUUCUGGAGAGGAGCAGAGAUACACGUGCCGUGUGCAGCACCAGGGGCUGCCGGAGCCUGUCACCCUGAGAUGGGAGCCCCCUUCUCAGUCCACCAUCCUCACUGUGGGCAUCAUUGUUGGUCUGGCUCUCCUUGGGGCGGUGGUCACUGGAGCUGUGGUGACAGCUGUGAUCUUCAGGAAGCAAUCAGAUGCCAAAAAGAAACUACCCUCAGUUUGCAACAACAGUGCCCAGGGCUGUGAUGAGUCUCUCAUACACCCUACAGUGUGAGACAGCCAUCAGCAUGGGCCAGCGGGCCCCGGGAGUUCCUCACACCCCCACUCUGUGAUUCAAGACCCACUGAUUCUCUUUCAACCAAAAGAUCUGAUUGUGUGUGAUUUCUUAUCACAUACUUUGAGGAGGUGGGAGACAGGGUCCCAUACUGAUCUGUUCUCUUCCCUGAUCUACUUUGUUCUUUGGCAGUUCCCAUAUGGGAACUUGGAACUUGGCUCUGUCCAUCCUUUUCGAACUUUCUAUUUUCCAGAAUAAUAAUAUCUAUUCCCUACUGAAAUUGUUCUAUGGAAAAAAAUUUAAAACAUUUUAUUAAACUGAGUAGCAACAGGGAUAGAGAGAUAGUACAGUGUAGUACAGUGGGUACGUCCUUGCCUUGCACGCAACCGAUCUGGGUUCAAUCCCUAGAGCCCCAUAUGGCCCCCAAAUCCAUCAGGAGUGAUCCUUGAGGCAGAGCCAGGAGUAACUAUCCCUGAGCAUCAUUGGGUG
This is a messenger RNA of Sorex araneus (European shrew), 1853 nucleotides long. Its product is annotated as class I histocompatibility antigen, Gogo-C*0203 alpha chain-like. Bases 273 to 1364 code for a protein of 363 amino acids. Lineage: Eukaryota; Metazoa; Chordata; Mammalia; Eulipotyphla; Soricidae. The record is from RefSeq and is a predicted model, not a curated record. Gene Ontology annotation, molecular function: peptide antigen binding; signaling receptor binding. The transcript is spliced from 8 exons. Gene Ontology annotation, biological process: antigen processing and presentation of endogenous peptide antigen via MHC class Ib; antigen processing and presentation of endogenous peptide antigen via MHC class I via ER pathway, TAP-independent; positive regulation of T cell mediated cytotoxicity. Gene Ontology annotation, cellular component: external side of plasma membrane.